CUAUUUCUGAUUAGCCAGCUGUCCAGAUGAUGUGAGAGAUUCCCCGUUGUGGUGUUUUCUGCAGAGAAAUAAAUAAGCUAAGACCACUUCAAAUACAAGUUGUUUACUUUCAUAAUUUGCAGAUUCUUGAGAAAGAAAAGCUUUUGGAAACAUUAAAUCAACAAACUAAUAGCAAUCAAUAAACUACCCAUAAUAAACUAUAAAUAAAAGACAGGCCCAUAUUUUCCUUUAGAUGAGAAUUUGUGAUGUAGUGCUUUAGGAUUAUCUUUCAAUAAAAAUAAUUUAUAGUGAACUUUAAGGACUUGUCUGUGUGUUGAUAGUCAAACAUGUCUGUGUAGGCAGGUUCACCUAGGCAGUCAAAGCACGUGCUCUCUCAUUUAAUUAGUCUGUGCUAAACCUCUUUGAGGCAUGAAAUCAUUCCAACAGCAAUCCACACAAAUCUCCCCCCUCACUCAGCACAGUCAAAUUAGCCCACGUGCCCUUGAUCUCUGAAAACGUGCAUAUCACCGCAUCCAGUCACACCACGUCUGGCUCAUCCGCACCCUGAAAAACACGUACGUGCCAAUAUACAUGUGCUAGGUAAAAACUAAUCCUAAUCUGUCAUCAGAUCUCAACGACAGGAUUUUUCUGUUGAAGGUGAGCAGUGAUAUAUUCUCAUCCAAUCUGGCAUAAAAUCUCAUCAUCAUGAAAAGAUACUCAUCACGCAGUGAAUAUUUAAAAAUACCAAAGAUUUUCUUAAUUAAGGUGUGGGAAAAAUACAAAUGAUUGCUGUCAACACCCUAAACUGAGGUUAAUCCAAAUUAGUGUGUAAUUAUAAUGUGCACAAUGAAAAACUGCAACUACAGAAUUGUCUGUAUGGGAUGUUUAAAAAAUAUAAAUCACAAAAGAAAUAUCCCAAGAACAAAAUGUCUGUCAUUUAAAAGCAGGGGAUUUAGAGACUUUGGCGACACGUGCACAGGCAGUUAUCCUACUUUGAGACGACCAUUUUAUGAUGAGAUCAGAGAGGUGGAGGAGGAGAGAGCAGGAGAGACACAAAGGCAUCAUGACACAACAGGUUGGUGGCUCACCGUUUCUCAAGCCCUUCUUUCUGAAGACGCCUGUCAGAGUGGUGAGCCCCCUGCGACAGAGGCGACACACCCUCCCCGCCAGCGAGUUCAGGAACCUCACGCCACAGGACGCCAUCAGUGUGUUUGAGAUUGAGAGAGAAGCGUUUGUCUCUGUGUCCGGAGAGUGUCCACUUACCCUGAAUGAAGUGCUUAACUUCCUGGGCAAGUGCCCAGAGCUGUCGCUGGGUUGGUUUGAGGAGGGACAGCUGGUAGCUUUCAUCAUCGGCUCUGGCUGGGACAAGGAGAGGCUUUCACAGGAGGCAAUGACUCAGCAUGUCCCAGACACCCCCACUGUGCACAUCCAUGUGCUGUCAGUGCACCGUCACUGUCGCCAGCAAGGCAAGGGCUCCAUCCUCUUGUGGCGCUACUUGCAGUACCUGCGCUGUAUGCUGGGCCUCCGGCGGGCUCUACUGAUUUGCGAGGACUUCCUGGUGCCUUUCUACCUCAAGGCCGGCUUCAAGGAGAAAGGGCCAUCAGCCAUCUCCGUAUCCAACAUGCACUUCCAAGAGAUGGAGUACAUGCUCGGUGGGCAGGCGUACGCACGGAGGAACAGCGGCUGCUAGUCCAUCAGCCUCUAUCCCACUCUCCUUCACCUCGAACAUGGACUCAGGGUAGAAAAGAUAAACAAAACACAGCUGACAGAUGGACGGAUAGAGGCGCAGGGCCAGUAUGCACCAGUGGACUGGAUUCAAUAUUGGUAACAAGGUCUUACUGGACCUUCGAAUGUCAGCACAGUAUCCCACUGAACAAGGAGAGAGGACUGUGUGAGGACAGAGAGGACUAAGAGUCAUGCAACAAAAGGAACCAGUGGCUUUGCAGUUCAUAAUUUGACUUAUCAGACAUCAAAUUAUAUUCCCUGUGUUACCAGUAGCAUCUUGGCUUUUUGAGAUUAAUGUUGUUUUUCCAUUUAUUUAUUAUUUGUCAAAUCAUUCACAAUGCACUGUCUGUAAUGUAAUCAAAAUGUGUGAUGAAUUCAUAGUGUCAUUACUGUAAAAUAGAUGUACAUAUUGAUCAUGCAGCCACUAAAAAUGCUUGGAUUGUUGAUUGAAAAUUUGUAGCAGAAAUUUGUUGUUUCUUUUUUUAUAAUUUGAAUAAACUAUAAAACAAU
Molecule: messenger RNA, 2214 nt
Organism: Siniperca chuatsi (mandarin fish)
Lineage: Eukaryota; Metazoa; Chordata; Actinopteri; Centrarchiformes; Sinipercidae
Gene: aanat2
Product: arylalkylamine N-acetyltransferase 2
Exons: 4
Coding region: 989-1669 (226 amino acids)
Biological process (GO): circadian rhythm; response to light stimulus
Cellular component (GO): cytoplasm
Molecular function (GO): aralkylamine N-acetyltransferase activity
Source: RefSeq, a predicted model, not a curated record